This is a messenger RNA of Phragmites australis (common reed), 1812 nucleotides long. RefSeq lists its product as uncharacterized. The transcript has 3 exons. Bases 147 to 1514 code for a protein of 455 amino acids. The record is from RefSeq and is a predicted model, not a curated record. Lineage: Eukaryota; Viridiplantae; Streptophyta; Magnoliopsida; Poales; Poaceae. Gene Ontology annotation, biological process: regulatory ncRNA-mediated gene silencing.
GUUCCCACGUUCUUCCCUUUUGUUUCACUCGGAUUCAACACUGGACGACCCGGGCAGAACAAAAAAGCUUCAUCCUGUCGCAAUCCAAAUCCAAAUCCAAUCCCAUUCCCCCGAACCCACAAUUCCGCGGCGAUCUUCCCUAGAGCAUGAAGAACCCUAACCCCCCUCCCCAGAAGCCCUCCGCCUCCGCCAUGGCUCCCCGCAAGUCUCGCUGGGGCCCACCGCCACCGGGCGCUGCUGCAGCUGGAGACAAGGCCGCGUCUACCUCCGCCCGCACCCCGACUCCCACCCACUCCGCGGACUCCAGGCGCCAUCAGGCUCCUCCCGCGCCUUCCCCGCUCGCCCGCAACCCCGCGUCGCCCGCGGCCGCGCUCCGGCCGCCGCCGCAGCCGCAGGCGGAGACCCCUCCCCCGUCGUCGUACGGGUUCCACAACCUCGACCGCCGCACCAUGCUCCUCGCUGACGGCACCGUCCGCACCUACUUUGCCCUGCCCCCCGACUACCCCUUCGAGCCCGCGCCCCUGCCACCCCUCCCGCACCACCUCCUCCCCCGCGCCGCCCCGGACCUCUGGCCGCCGCAUCAGCCACCGCCGCCGUUUAUGCCGAUGCCGGUGCCGCCGCAGGGCGCGAAGCGCAAGCACCCCGCCGACCAGGACGAGGGCUUCCCGAGGCACCCCAAGCAGCCGCGGCUCGAUGCGCCGCGUCACCCGCCGCAGCAGCUGCCACAUGCCGCGGUGGACCGUCACACGCUCAGGAGGGCGUUCCUCAAGUACGCUAAGAUGCUCAACGAGAACUCCGCGCAGAGGCGGAGCUACCUCGAGGGCGGCCGUGUCCCAUGCCUCGCCUGUGGCAGGUCUUCUAAGGACUUUGCUGAUGUGCAUGGACUUGUCAUGCAUGCUUACAACCCACCAAAUGCAGAUUCAUUUGUUGAUCAUCUUGGUUUGCACAAGGCAUUAUGUGUCCUUAUGGGAUGGGAUUAUACAAAAGUCCCUGAAAACUCUAAGGGAUACCAAUCGUUACCUGGUGAUCUUGCCCGAGCAAGUAGGGAGGACCUUAUCGUGUGGCCGCCGACUGUUAUCAUUCACAAUACUGCUACUGGGAGGAAGAAAGAUGGUCGCUUUGAGGGUUUAGGGAACAAAGACAUGGAUAAGAAAAUGACAGAGCUAGGGUUUUCUGGUGGCAAGCCGAAGUCCUUGUAUGGAAAGGAAGGGCACUUGGGUUUGACACUUAUCAAGUUCGCAAGCAGCCCAGCUGGCUUGAAGGAGGCUGAGCGUCUUGCUGAGUUCCUUGAGAGGCAAGAUCAUGGACGUGUAGGUUGGUCACGUGCACAAGCCGCACUUUCUGUAGAUUCUGAUCAGAACCCUUUACUGGUCGAGACAGAUAAUAGAACAGGUGAGAGAAACAGGAUACUUUACGGAUACCUAGCUAUUGCAUCAGAUCUCGAUGAAUUAGACUCAGAUUCGAGAAAAAGGGCUUUCCUCAAGAGCAGAAAAGAAAUUGACCCAACUGACUAGUAACUUGUCACGAGGCCCACCUCCUCAUCAGUUUAUCUAAUUUGCACCGAAGCGUGUACACUUGUCUUUUGUAUGCCAAUUUCAUAGAUUUAUGUUGUUGCUAUGCACGAGAAACCUUGAAUAUAAUACCUGCAUCUAGGAAGGUUAUGAUAAUUAUUUCUGGGAACUAUAUAUUUAUAUUAAGUGUGUUUUCUGGCAAGUGUGUGUAUUGCUCACUGAUUGAAUUGUCAUCUGGAAGAGUUCAUUAAGUGUAUGAUUUGAUUGCUUCCUAGUUUAAGUGUGAUGUUGGUCUUGCGUA